AUGGACUCGGAGCGAGAGCAGUCGGUGCCUCAGCCGGAAGAGCCCGUCAACUCCAUCGAAGGUGAUAUCAGUGACGAGCAAUGGAAGGCCAUGAUGGAUAUCACCAGCGCGAUCUACGAUUAUCGAGAGGCGGAUGGUUAUGACCCAUCGCGAUUGUUCCAUCGCAGCGUCAACAAGCGCCUCGUCCCGGAUUACUAUGACAUUAUCAAGGAGCCUAUGGCGCUUAGUAUCCUCAAGCAAAGAAUCAACAAGCGCGAGUACAAGCAAUUUUCGGAAUUUGUGCGCGACUGCGCUUUGAUCUCCCACAACGCGCAAACCUACAACCGCCCCAAGUCGCAAGCUUAUGAAGAUGCACUCGUGAUUAAGGAUGUCUUUCUGUCGGAACUCAAAAAAGCUGCGGCAAAGGGCGUGAUCAGCGAAGAUGAAGCUGCGUUUCCGGACCUGGGCGAGAUUCCAGAGGCGGAUCCUCUGCCAGACGACGACGAGGAGGAAGAGGAGGAAGAGGAUGACGACGAAGACGAUUCUGACGAUGAAGGCCGACGGAGGAAGAAGCCAGGCCCGAAGCCAGGUGUUAAGCGUGGACCGAAGGAUUCCCAGAAGAAUGAACCCGACCUCCGAAAGAAACGUGGACGUCCCCCGCGAGUCGAUACGCCGAUGGAAACUCGAAUCAAAACCAUUCUCAAGGGCAUUCGGAAGUUCAAGAGCGAUGAUGGCCUUCUGAAAAUCGGCCAUUUCGAGAGACUUCCCGACAAGGCUGCUUAUCCGGACUACUAUAUGGAGAUCAAAGAUCCAAUUGCGAUCGAUAUCAUCAAACGCAAGUCGAAGCGCAAGAAGUAUAACUCUGUGGACCACUUCAUGCGAGACUUGGAUCUCAUGUUCAAUAAUGCCAAGGAGUACAACCAGUCCGAUAGUCAGAUCUAUCGAGAUGCAGUGGAUCUGCAAAACGAAUCUCGAAAACUGGCUGAGCAAGAGAAGAAGAAGCCCGACAGUGAGUAUCUUAUGGAAGAUGGCCGAUUCCCUCUGCCAGACGGCAUCUUGCACCGAGGCGAGCUUUGGAAGGUUGGAGACUGGGUCCAUAUUCAAAACACGAAUGAUGUGUCUAAGCCCAUCGUUGCGCAAAUUUAUCGGACCUGGCAAGAUAACGAGGGUGAGAAAUGGAUCAAUGCUUGCUGGUACUAUCGUCCUGAACAGACGGUGCAUCACUUCGAAAAGCACUUCUAUCCGAACGAAGUGGUGAAGACUGGCCAAUACCGCGAUCACAGAAUUGAUGAGAUUGUUGAUCGUUGCUUUGUUAUGUUCUUCACGCGGUAUAGCCGUGGACGUCCUCGAGAUCUGGCUCCUGACAAAGAAAUCUACGUUUGCGAGGCAAGAUACAAUGAAGAGAAACACAAGCUGAACAAGAUCAAGACUUGGGCUAGUUGCUUGCCUGAUGAAGUCCGUGAAAAGGAUUACGAGAUGGAUCUCUUCGAUGUGCCUCGAAAGAUCAGAAAGGUUCCUAGCCCAAUCAAGCAUCUUUUGAAAGAAGAUGCAAAGGAGACCGACGAUCUCCCACGACCGAGCUGGGGUGCAGACAAUGCGCCGCCCGUUGUGGGUGCUGUUCACUGUCGUCCGCGCGAUGAGAAUGAAUCUCCGCCGCCGGAGCCCACACCAUCCCCGCCACCUCCUUCUCUGCCGCCAGCCCCUAUGCCUUCUGCUACACCUCGGCAGUCCAUGCAACAUCCCCUUCCAGGUGCUGCCAUGGGCGGGCCAGGAAAUAUCCCGCCUCCUCAUUUCCAGGCUGUCUCUCCCGCAGACCCAGUGGUUGCACCUCCAUCAGCUGUCCCGAUGCCACCGGCCGCUUAUCAAAGCCCGAUGAACCCGCAAAUGUAUCAAGGCGCUACCCAGCGUCGACCGAGCAACUUCGCCCCGCAAACUCCAGCUGGGUUCUAUCAAGCAUCCCCGGCAACACAUCCAUAUUCUGCCGCGCAACCAUCCCCCUAUGGCCCCUACCCCGCCAACCGCGUUCCUCCCGGGGCUAUGCAAAACCCCAACGCGCCGCGCCCAAUUGAAGUCUAUCAUCUUAGCGAAGCGGCCAACGCAGCCAUCCCGGCCGAUAUUCGAGAGCAGUUUCACUGUGAUGAUAAAGGCCAUGUGCUCUUUUUCUCCACCCCGCCCCUGGAUAUCGUCCCGCCAAUGGAGUCAAACCUCUGCCACUCCCUCAAGUACUUGGCCUCUAAAGAAGAGCGUCGAAAGAAGGUUGCAGAACGCAAGCGAAAGCGCGAAGAGGAGCGAAAAGAGCGCGACGAGGAAGCCAAAAGACAGCGUGCUGAUGAGGAAACAGCUCUGGCAGCUCGCAUCGACGCCCUUGCUCCUAAAGCCAUUGAAUACAUGGUGAAAGAAAUGACUAAGGGCACGGACCAGCUUUACAGAGUGCUUUACGAGGACCAGGCAGACAGUGCUCGAGCUGCUGAUAACAAAGCACGUGAUAGUCGAAUUCUUGCCGAUCGCGCGACGCACGAACAUACAGCUCAGAUCCAAGCACAGUCGAAAAACCAGGGGUUUGUGAAUCUCAAGGGCGACGCCAUGUAUCUGGGUGGAAACUCCCCGCAGGCAUAA
Molecule: messenger RNA, 2595 nt
Organism: Penicillium argentinense
Lineage: Eukaryota; Fungi; Ascomycota; Eurotiomycetes; Eurotiales; Aspergillaceae
Product: putative RSC complex subunit (RSC1)
Exons: 5
Coding region: 1-2595 (864 amino acids)
Biological process (GO): chromatin remodeling
Cellular component (GO): RSC-type complex
Molecular function (GO): chromatin binding; protein binding
Source: RefSeq, a predicted model, not a curated record